Molecule: messenger RNA, 3024 nt
Organism: Macrosiphum euphorbiae (potato aphid)
Lineage: Eukaryota; Metazoa; Arthropoda; Insecta; Hemiptera; Aphididae
Source: the annotation of a GenBank genome assembly
AUGCAACACGUUAAACCAUCCGCGAAAGGCGACCCGCUGUGUCCGCUCGGAUUCCACCCGCAAGUCCGAUGGCCGACCAGAUGCAAACGGUGUUUCAGGGACUAUAAAGACCAUUCUAACAGGAAUAAGGAUAAUGGCAAGUCAUCGCUUAGAAAAGAUGAUACUACACUAUCGACUCCUACUUUAAAUAACGAGGCAACAAAUGAGUCAACAAGUUUGAAAAAUAUGUCAUCAGACAUAACAAACAAUGGUAAAAACUAUUACAACGUAGACAAAGGUGGCGGAUCUAGUCGAAAGACUACAUCAUGGACAUCGACGCCCGACUUGACAACACUUUCAGAUAGUGUUACAUCUCAAGUUGAAAAUUUAGAAGAUGACGAACAGGCCAUUCCAGAAUAUACAGUUCGAAGAAGAACAAAUCUUUCUCGCAAGGAUUCUAUGGAUGUACAUAGCCCAAGAAAUAGUUACAAUGGAGAUAUCGCCCAAUAUACACCGGUGCAUAUGAAAUCAACUCCAGAUGAUAAAAAUAUGUAUAACGAUGAUGAAGAUACUAUUAGUUUAGCUGAUUCUGAUACUACAACUGAUACUUAUGCGACUAUUAUAAAUGAUGAAGAUUUACACGACCAAGUAUUGCAUUUAAAAGCUGAAUUAAAAUUGACUAAAGCAAAAUGUGAGAAAGCUGAACGAGAAAAGAGUGAUGUUUUAUUAAGACGACUAGCGUCUUUGGAUACAACUCCGACAUCUCGUACAACAGCUUCUGAAUUGUUGAAGCACCAACAAAAAAUAAAUGAUUUGAAGUCUACUUGUGAAAGUCUCGGUGAUGAAAAGAGAUUACUUACACAACGUGUUCAUGAAUUAGAAGCUGAGCUCAAUAAAAACAAGAAUACUAAAGUGAAGUCAGACGAUGCGCAACUGAUUCGCUCUAAGCUAAUAGCUGCUGAAACUAAAAUUGAGGAUUUAACAGAAGAAAACAAUGAUUUAAAUAAAGAAAUACAUAAUAUGGAGCAAGAGAUGAGAGAUAAUUUUCGUGAGGAACAAGAUAAUGAAUUUAUUAUGCUGAGAAGAGAAUUUGACCAAGUUUCAAAGAAUUGUAGAAUUUUAGCAUUUAAAUUAAAAAAAGCUGAGAGAAGAAUGGAAGAGUUAGAUAAUGAAAAAGUCGAAAAUGACAAAAAAACUAAAGAGUUAAUAGAACGAUUACAAAGUGAUUUAGAAAAAUCUAAAUCUAAUGCAACACAAGGGGAUCAGAAAAAAAGACCUAUGCUGGGCAUGAUACCUAAGUCUGCAUCGGGAGAAAGGGUUUCAAGAGAGUCGUUAACUCGAGGUGAUUCCCAAGAAGAUCCAGUUCAACUACAGAGGGAUUUACAAGAUUCAAUUGAAAGAGAAGCAGAUAUGAGGGAGCAAUUACGAUUUUCCGAAGAAGAAGCUAAAAUGUUGAGGAACAAAGUGAGUCGUUUAGAAGAAGAUAAUGAGUCACUGGUGUUGCAACUCAAGAAAAUGGCCACAAAAACAAGUUAUCGCCCUACAAAUAUUGCUGAUAGAGAUGAAGGAAUUUCAGAUGUUGAAGAUGCAACAGAAUUAAAAUUACUUCUUGAGCUCAGUGAACAAGUAAUAUACAUAAAAGGAUCAACUGAAGCUAAAGUUUUAGAAUAUCAAACAAAAUUAACAUCCAAAAAACCUUAUAAACCAAUAUCAAAACCAGCACAACCCAAGACUAAAGAGGUUAAAGCUGAUUUCGAUAAGCAAACAAAAGCUAUUAAACAGUUGGAAAUUAAAACAAUGGAUCUUGAAAGCCAACUUAAGAGUGAGAGACAACAAAUUGAAAAUUUGAAAUCAAUACAUAAAAAAGAAAUAAUAAACAAAGAAGAAAGUAUAAAAAAAUUACAAGAGCAAUCAACUUCUGAAGAAAAUAAAAGAAUGACGGAUAUUCAAAAUGAAUUUGAAAAAAAAAUAAAAAGAAUAGAAAAUGAAUUGAUGAUGGAGCGAAAGAAUUACAAAGACAUUUUAAAUAAAUAUGACCUAUUGCAAAAAGAACAAAUAGAUGCUAAAAGUAAAAUGACAGCAGAAAAAGAAAAACUACAAUGUUUGUUAGAAAGUAGAAAAAAAGAUAUAUUAAAAGUUGAACUGGAGUUAAAAACACUGAAAGAUAAAUACAACAAUUCUAUUGAUUUAUGGAACAAAGAAAAAUUAGAAAUGCAGAAAAAGUUAAAGGAUCUAGAAAUAGCUCAUUCAAAUGAUUCAUGGAUAAAAGAGAAGGAAAAUAUGAAAAAGAAUUUGGAUGAAUAUUUAAAAGAAACAAGGACAUUAAAUAAACAAUGUAGUCAGUAUACAGAACAGAUAGAAAAACUUAAGAAAGAAAAUGAAAUCUUACAACGAAAUUUAGAUGAUUUUGAAAAGGUUGUUAAAGUCCAGCACAGUAGGUCAAUGGAGACAGAAUUAUUAGAAAAAAAUCUAAAAGAUAUGAAAAUUAAGGUAUACAAUGAAGAACAAGCCAGAAAAACGGAAGUUGCUGCUUUAAAAGUACGCUAUGACAAUCGAAUGUCAGUUCUUUCUGAAGAGUUAAAAAACAGUCAGUUUCAAACACUUAGGUUCAAAAGAGAACGUGAUUCGUAUAAGCAAAUAUUGGAUUCAGCAGAUUCUAACCAUCAAAAAGGAAAUUAUAAGGUGCAAAAUAAUGAUAACCAGAAAGAAGAAUUCUACGUCUUACAGCAACAAGUAUCUUGUAUGGAAGAACAACUUUCAGAAGCAAGACUUGAAUGUUCAAGGUUAAAAACAGAACUGGUGUCAGAAAAAUCAGCCUGGGAAAUAACAAAAUCAGAAAUGACAUCUUCUAUUAAUAAAUUGGAAGAAGAACGACUGUUGAACUCAGGAAGAUCUAAAUUAACAGGUUUGAAGGCUAGAAUGGAGCUUGCAUGGCAAAAAGAACGGGAAGAACAACAACGUCUUUUACAAGAGACAUCAACAUUGGCUAGAGAUCUAAGACAAACAUUAUAUGAAGUUGAACGAGAGCGAGAUAAGAUCGCUUAG